AUGUCAUCCCGCCCAAAGAAAGUUGUCGCACCGUGCGAGUUGUGCCAUGCUAGAAAACCGGUCAUGAAGAGACCGAAGACACUUCAGAAGUUGUGUAAGGAAUGCUUCUACCAUGUCUUUGAGACGGAGAUCCACCACACCAUAACCAGCACCCAGCUCUUCCAUAGGGGCGAGCGGAUCGCCAUCGGGGCCUCUGGCGGAAAAGAUUCUACCGUUCUUGCACAUAUAUUAAAGACCUUGAACGAGAGAUACGAUUACGGGUUGGAGUUGGUGUUGUUGAGCAUCGACGAAGGCAUCAAGGGCUAUAGAGACGACUCUCUCGCCACCGUCCAGAGAAACAAAAUCCAGUACGACAUGCCGUUGGAGAUUGUCAGCUAUAAGGACCUCUACACAUGGUCCAUGGAUGAGAUCGUCAGCUGCGCCGGGAUCAGAAACAGUUGCACGUAUUGCGGAGUGUUGAGACGGCAAGCGUUGGACCGAGGUGCCGCGAAAUUGGAGAUCAGGCACGUCGUUACCGGCCACAACGCCGAUGAUAUGGCAGAAACAGUGUUGAUGAACUUGUUGAGAGGGGACACUGCCAGGUUGGAGAAGUCCUGUGCCAUCUUGACCCAAUCUUCCGGCUCCCCCAUCAAGAGAUCCAAGCCGUUCAAGUACACAUACGAAAAGGAGAUUGUUUUGUACGCCCACUACAAAAAGCUUGAUUACUUCAGCACCGAAUGCACCUACGCGCCUGAAGCGUUCAGAGGGACUGCCAGAACGUUGUUGAAGUCCUUGGAGGCCAUCAGGCCUAGCUGCAUUGUCGACAUCAUCCACUCGGGUGAGCACUUUGUGUUGCGAGAGAAGAAGAAGAGAACGGCACAGUACAAGAACGUGAAGAAGACUGACGAACAAGAGAUCAAUGCCGAUGGGUCCGUAUCUUUGAGCAACGGCAAAAAGGAGUUCAAGGACGGUAAUCGGUGUGAGAACUGUGGCUACUUGUCAUCCAACCGGAUUUGCAAGGCCUGUGUGUUACUAGCCGGGUUGGAGGCCUCCAGGGCCAAGGUCACCAUUGAGAACGAUACGACUGCUGAUGGGGCCGCCAAAUUAGGCAAGGAGCUCGAACAAUUGAGCUUUUGA
Molecule: messenger RNA, 1116 nt
Organism: Babjeviella inositovora NRRL Y-12698
Lineage: Eukaryota; Fungi; Ascomycota; Pichiomycetes; Serinales
Exons: 1
Coding region: 1-1116 (371 amino acids)
Biological process (GO): tRNA wobble position uridine thiolation
Cellular component (GO): cytosolic tRNA wobble base thiouridylase complex; mitochondrion
Molecular function (GO): tRNA binding
Source: RefSeq, a predicted model, not a curated record